Messenger RNA from Argiope bruennichi, 1762 nucleotides. Its product is annotated as transmembrane protein 267-like. The transcript has 2 exons. Lineage: Eukaryota; Metazoa; Arthropoda; Arachnida; Araneae; Araneidae. The record is from RefSeq and is a predicted model, not a curated record. Bases 189 to 803 code for a protein of 204 amino acids.
UGUAAACAAACAAGAAGUAACGAUGACGCGCAUUAUUCGGAAAUUAUAUUAGCUUCCGGCAUUUAAUAUUAAAUUAAUAAAAUAAAAUUCACCAAUAUUAAAUGUGAACGCUCUCGGUUUUGUGAUUAAGGUGCUUGAAAUUGAAAAUUUAUAUAUGAAAAUAUUGGAAAGUUAUUCUCAAUUUUCAAAUGAAUUUGAUUUUCUAUGCAAAGCAGAUAUUAUAUAUCUUAUGUUUAUUGGCUGUUUCUCAUUAUGCAGAUUCCUUAAUAAAUUUAGAAGUGAUUCAUAAAGAUAUAUCACUUCGCUGUGUUACUGAUAAUCUCACACAUAUGUGUAUAGGUAUUAUUAGUUGGUUAAUUGUUUGCAGUUAUGAUUCAUUUACGACAAAUCACAUUUACCAAAGCUUACUGUGUGGAUUAUUUGCUGGUUUAGUAGAUUUGGAUCAUUUUUUGAUGGCAAAAUCAUUAAAGUUUAAAGAUGCCAUCAAUUUAUCUUCUAGACCACCAUUCCAUAAUACAACAUUUGUGGCAAUGUUUGCAGUAAGUCUAAUAUUAGUUAUGCAUUUCAAAGGGAAUGAACUAUUUGAAAAUAUAGGAUGGUACAUUCUAGUGGCAGCUAUUUCUCAUCAUUUACGAGAUGCCCAACGACGUGGUCUUUGGUUAUGGCCUUGCGUUACAAAACCUUUAAAUUACUCUAAUUACUUAAUCCUUACUUAUUUAUUUCCAUUAGCAAUAGGUUCAUUGCUGAAAGUAUUGAACAAAAACACCCUGAAAGGGAAAAAACAAGAUAUUCUAUUUGUAUAGAUAUGAAAUUAAUUUAUUAUUUUUAUUUUGAAAUGUUGAAUGUUUUUAUAUUGAAGUAAUCAAAUAUUAAGAAUAUCCAGAAAGUAAAUUACAUUUCCAAUUCGAAAAGAGAAAAAAAAACUAAAAUUUAAUUAAAUUAAAAUGAGUAAAACAUUUUAUUUUGUACAGUAUGUGUUUUUACCUAAUUUUAAACACAAUUGCUAUCAAUGUUGAGAUAUUUUUAAUGAGGCAUCAUAAUUUUUGUUAUAUCAAACAAUGUUGCCUUUGAUGAUAAUCUAACAGUAAGAGCUUCACCAUCUUAGAGACUUUUGCUAAAAGGGAAAGCAUUAAAAUUGUAAAAAAAAAUUGAGUUUAGGGGGUUAAAGAAUAUUCCCAGCUAAAGUCUCAAAUGAGUUGUUGCAUUGUAAUUACCACUGGAAUAUAUGAUAGAUAUAUUGAUUUAAAAAAAAAAAAAAAAAAAAAAAAAAAAAAAAACUGUAUUACAAAUUACUUGAAAGCAUCAUUGUUGUCUUCCUUAACCUUAAACCGCGUGAAAUGUAGAAUGUCAUCCAAAUGAAUUUUACCAGUAAUGGCUGGAAUAGAGAAAACUUUAUACAUCCAAGUGUUGUUUUAAGAGGAUUCAGUUGUUGCCAAUUGGACUAACAAUAAUAUCUUGUAGAUGAUAUGAACUAAUAUGUGCAUUCUUGGAGCUGCAGAGCAACUGGUAUGAAUUGCUAAUGGAACUUACUCUUUGGAUAACUUAAGUAUGUAGCUGUGAUAUUAAAUUCUAGCCUAUUUACUGUCAUAAGUCCGAUAUUUUGAAAAAAGGACUGAAUUUUAAUUGAAAUUACAUCUGUAAUCAGGAUGUGUGGUUAUAAAAUUUAUCAUACAGGGAUGUAACUGAACAUAUAGAUUAUGAUAGUUGCAUCAUAUGCAAUAUUGAAACUAAAAAAAGCUAAAUAAAAAAUUUUAAAAUCAAA